CUUUUAACUAAAAACACCGACAAAUGUUAAUAAAAUAACAACAAAUUAUUAAAAUGCUAUUAACAAUUUAAUAAUAAACAUUUUGGUGUUAGUUUUGUAGUUUAAAAUAAUUAAAUUUGUGUUUGAAUUUGAGAAAAAAGUGAUUUUUGACAAGUUGAGGUUAGGAGAGUUGUCACUUCUUAAGGAUCUGGAAUUCCACCAAGAUGGCCAGUAAAAGUCGUAUACUACCAAUUCUAGUCACAUUCACCACCGUCCUGGUUACUUUAUCCAGUGUUCAAGGAGAAUUGUACACUGCCCUGGUCGAAAUGGAAGAUUUGCUGAUCACCGAAAGCGUUUUGGUGGACGCUCUUGAUGGUUUUAUAAGUGUUCAGGAACAGAGAUUGGAGAUUCUGAAGAGGAAAUCUUUGGAGUAUCAAAGAGAGCAUGCAGAUGCAGCUAAGGAUAUUCAGACUUACGUAUCUAAUCCUAUAAAUGCCUAUUUGUUGACCAAGAGACUUACUACAGAUUGGAAGGCCAUCGAAAGUAUGAUGCUGGAGGAUGUUGGCAGAGAAUUUGUGUCAAACAUUACCAGACUUCGUGACGACCUAAAAUUCCCUUCAGACGAAGAUUUGAAUGGUGCAGCAGUUGCCCUGAUGAGAUUGCAGGAUACUUACAAAUUAGAGACGUCUAGUGUUGCCAGAGGUGAACUGAAUGGCGUCCAAUACAGUACUGCCCUGACAGCUGGUGAUUGCUUCGAAUUGGGCAGACAGUCUUACAACAAUGGUGAUUUUUACCAUACAGUUCUUUGGAUGCAGGAGGCCAUGCAAAGGUUGCAAAUGGAGAAAAAUAAGACGACGACCAGGGAAGAUAUUUUGGAAUAUUUGGCCUUUUCCACCUACAUGCAAGGUAAUUUACCAUCAGCUCUAGCAAUGACAAACGAAUUAUUGGAAAUCGUGCCGAAUCAUCAGAGAGCUUUAGGAAAUAAAGUCUACUACGAAAAUAAAAUGGUUGAGGAAAAAGUUGUGCCAAGUUUGGAGGAGAAGAUCAAUGAGGAACAGUAUGUAGAUGACGAUGCUUCCGAAGAAGUCCAUGUGCCUACAGAACGUGAGUUGUACGAAAAAUUGUGCAGGGGUGAAUUGGGUUUGGGUCCUCGCGAACAAGCUUCACUAAAAUGUCAUCUGGUGACCAACGAUAACCCUUAUUUACUUAUUGGACCAUUCAAAGUGGAAGAGGUCCACAGGUUCCCUAGGAUUCUAAUCUUCCACGACAUAAUAUACGACACUGAAAUUGCGACGAUUAAAAGAAUGGCACAACCAAGGUUUAAAAGGGCGACGGUGCAAAAUUACAAGACUGGCGAGUUGGAGACUGCAAAUUACAGGAUCAGCAAAUCUGCCUGGUUGAAAUCUGAAGAACAUAGACAUGUCUAUGCAGUCGCAGAACGUGUUAGGAUGAUGACAGGAUUGGAGGUUGAUACUGCCGAGGAAUUGCAGGUGGUCAACUAUGGUAUUGGAGGACAUUAUGAACCGCAUUUCGAUUUCGCAAGGAAAGAAGAAGUCAACGCUUUCAAAAGUCUAGGAACAGGAAACAGGAUUGCAACAGUUUUAUUCUACAUGUCAGAUGUUGCCCAAGGGGGUGCAACAGUGUUUCCAGCCCUUAAAACAUCCCUUUGGCCAAAAAAAGGGACUGCAGCUUUUUGGUACAAUCUUCAUCCGAGUGGUGAAGGAGACUAUUUGACCAGACAUGCUGCAUGUCCUGUUCUGGCAGGAUCCAAAUGGGUUUCUAAUAAAUGGUUACACGAACGAGGACAAGAAUUUUUAAGGCCUUGCGAAUUAAAUCCGGAGGCUGCAGAAUCGACAAGGCAACCCUUUUGACUGAUGGUCAUUUUACCGGUUAAAAAAUUAGAAUUCAUAAUGUAAAUAAGUCAAUUUUUUUUUGGAAUACAAAAUACAAAAAACCAGCCUGAACGACAGAUGAUAUUUGGCCCGGUAAGGAUAAACGAUAACAUUAAAUUUUCAUUCCUCUAAUUUAAAGUUACCACAAAACAAAGUCAUAUAUAUUAUUUUUUAAGCAAAUCUUUUUAUUUAAUAAAGAAUAUGGGAUUUUUUCCACUAUUCUAUGUGGA
Messenger RNA from Ctenocephalides felis (cat flea), 2101 nucleotides. Its product is annotated as prolyl 4-hydroxylase subunit alpha-1-like. The transcript has 12 exons. NCBI's taxonomy places the organism in Eukaryota, Metazoa, Arthropoda, Insecta, Siphonaptera, Pulicidae. Gene Ontology annotation, cellular component: endoplasmic reticulum. Gene Ontology annotation, biological process: peptidyl-proline hydroxylation to 4-hydroxy-L-proline. Gene Ontology annotation, molecular function: procollagen-proline 4-dioxygenase activity; protein binding; L-ascorbic acid binding. The record is from RefSeq and is a predicted model, not a curated record. Bases 204 to 1850 code for a protein of 548 amino acids.